UAAUGUUAAUGUUGGCAGUGUUAUUUAUAGUAAAAAUAAAAAGAUACUCGAAGAAUCCGAAAAUAAUAAUGUCAUCACCACCACUAAUAAAUCAGAAACUAGAUCUUCUGAGAUACCACAAUAUUUGAAAAAAGGAAAUCAUUUAGCAUUCUACAACAUCAUAUGCCUAUUUGAUAAUACAUUUCCCUAUACGAAGAAAAUGAUAGAAAUAUUUGGAGAUAACCAAAUUAAAAUUUUUGUUGAAAAGUGGCAAAAGGCACAUAACAACAUUGAGAAAAAUUACAUCAAUGAGAAAUACUAUUCUAGUUCUCUAAGCAAUCUUAUAGAGAGAUAUCGAAUUAUUAUAAAUGAUAAUACAAAUAUAGAAAAUUUCAGUGUGAAUAUAAAUAAAAUGAUUACAAAAUUUUUGGAACCUCCAUUUGAUGGAGAAUAUAAAAACGAAUACAAUGAGUUAUUGUGGUGUCAAGAUGUAUUGAAAAAUAUGGGUAAAGAGUUGCAGAGAAAACGUUCAACUUUAAUAGAUAAUGAAGCAAGUGAGUAUAGAUAUCGAGAUGAAAUUGUUAAUUUGCUUUUAGCUCCAAUUUUUCAUGAUGUUGAAGAAUAUAUAUGGCUUGAAAUGGAGGUGGGUUUUGUAGAGGUGGUUGGAAAUGCACUCAUUAAGAAUACUUCAUUUAAAAAUGAUGAUUUAGAAAAAUUGUUAAAGGUCAUGAUGCUAGCAAUAUGGUACAAAAAUGUUCAUUAUGAUUAUAAUGAAUCAAAACUUAUGUUGAAAUCAUUUGGAAUACUAGUUUAUGGCAAGUGUCGUAAGUUUUACUUUCUAAGUAUGAUUCUUGAUGAAAAUUUGUUUAUUGUUAAAGAAUUUGAUUCUUUUGUUAUUCCAGACUCAGGAAUAGACUUUAAACAAAUGAUAAAUGUUGUAAUAUCAAUAAAAAAGUUCAAA
Molecule: messenger RNA, 940 nt
Organism: Entrophospora candida
Lineage: Eukaryota; Fungi; Glomeromycota; Glomeromycetes; Entrophosporales; Entrophosporaceae
Source: the annotation of a GenBank genome assembly